Molecule: messenger RNA, 1966 nt
Organism: Xenopus tropicalis (tropical clawed frog)
Lineage: Eukaryota; Metazoa; Chordata; Amphibia; Anura; Pipidae
Gene: dusp18
Product: dual specificity phosphatase 18
Exons: 2
Coding region: 1305-1868 (187 amino acids)
Cellular component (GO): mitochondrial inner membrane; cytoplasm; nucleus
Molecular function (GO): protein tyrosine/serine/threonine phosphatase activity; hydrolase activity; protein serine/threonine phosphatase activity
Source: RefSeq, a predicted model, not a curated record
GUCUGAGGGACCAUGAACUGGACCCCUGUUCUAAAGGCUGAACUAACUGAAAUGAAAUAGGUUUUUGACACUUGGCAUCUAUACUAUUGUAAGCACCCUUUCCCCCUGAAAAAGCUAAUUGUGCUUUUAUAUUUUUUUUGCAUUUUUUUUUUCUUUUGUCAGUGUUUGGCAUAGCUGUAAUGUUGUGUUUCAGUACCAGUGUUAUAGUGCGAGGGCCUGAAUAUUUGGCAUCAGUACCCACUGCAUAUAAUGUGCUGGUUUUGUAAAUAUAGACUGCAUUUCACUGUAUAUAAUGUGCCUGAGAUGUCAAUACCCACUGCAUUUCUAGCUAUAAAACUAACUAAAACAUAUUUAAGAUAACUAAAAACAAACACAGAUGAAUUGGAGUACCCCUCACAGAAGCGCAGGUAUAUACUUUAACAUCCUAAACAUUUUAGGGUGAAAAAGGUUAUAGUUUAUCUUCUGCAUACAGCCAUAGCAGAUGAUGUAUCUAGGUAUGCAGGGCACUAGGUGUGUGGCACUGCAGUGCAAGACUGUGCAGUGCACUGCACUGAAUAUGUAGUACACCAUGUAUCUAGUGUCAAAGCAUGAAAAACAAGGGUAACAAGUCCGAAUAUACAACACAUGAAGUGUGCUGUUGCCAGAGUAUGCAGUGAACUGCAUUGAGUAUAUGUUAUUGGGUGUGCAAUGUCUGAGGACGCAGCACACCAUAUAUGCAGUGCUAGAGUAUGCUGUUUGAGUGCCCAGUGAGAGUAAGUAGUGCUGGGGUAUGCAAUAUUUAUAGGUAGAUGAUGCAAUGUAUGCAUUGGUAAAAAUAUACAGUAUGCAAUAUUCACUGCACACUUCCAAUGCCUGAGUUUCUGAUGUGAGUAUGCAGUACUAGUGCAACCAUUGCAGUGACAGAUUAUUGCAGUUCAAUUAGUGUGAAGUUCAGUGCAAGCAUUCAGGGCCAGAUUAUCCAGUGCAUGCAUGCAGUGGAAGUUAUGCAGUGCAAGCAUGCAGUGCCAAUGUAUGCCGUGCCAAAGUGUGUCAGGAGCAUGCAUCCAGUGUGCACUAUGCAGGGUGAGCAUCCACUAUCAAUUUGAUUGUAUGCAGUGCACUGAGUAUGUAUAGAUUGGCAAAGUGGGCAUGCAGUGACAGUUAAUCCAGCUCUAUUGUGUGCAGUUCAAGGAAAUGCAGUGGGAGUAUCCAGUGUAUGAAUAUGGGUGCCAGAAAAUGUUGAGAGUAUACACUGCCAGAGUAAGGCGAGACCGCCUUCAGUGUCUAAAAUAUUUGUGCAUGUAAACAAAUGUUCCAGAUAUGACAUGGAAGAGGGACCAUGCAGUUUAUCUAGCAGCAAGAGAUCCUUCCUUUCUGGACUGAACAGUAUAAGUGAAGGUCUGUACCUUGCGAGUGCAAAGGCAGCCAGAAAUCGAACUUUACUUGCCACACAUUGUAUCACUUGCGUUAUAAAUGUCUCUCUAGAAAUUGAUAAAAAUGAAUCUCCUGAACUCGAAUAUGUGCACAUUCCUGUACCAGACACUCCUGACACUUGCCUUUUACAGUAUUUUGAUGACAUAGCAGACAAAAUCCACAAUAUAAAGGUUAGUGGCGGAAGCACACUGCUCCACUGUGUAGCAGGUAUCAGUAGGUCACCUACACUGUGCCUUGCCUACCUGAUGAAAUACCAUAGUCUAUCCCUUCUAGCAGCACAUGCUCGGGUGAAAAUGUGCAGACCUAUCAUCCGGCCCAAUUUAGGCUUUUGGAAACAACUCAUGAGCUAUGAAAUGACCUUGUUUGGGAAGAAUACUAUUACCAUUAUUGACUCACCUGUUGGACCCAUUCCAGACAUUUAUGAGAAAGAAACAAAAAACUUAGUUCCCUUUUAAAAUGCCUUAAAAUAUAGUAUUAGCUAUAGCAGACUAAGCACUUUCAUCAACUUUUUCUACCAGAUGUAAGCACAAAAUAAACCAAAAAAACCCCAGAA